AUGUCGCGCAACCGUCCUCGCGGUCCCCCGACAAACCGGGACAAUGGCAUUGCUGCAAAUGAAGAAACCGACAUGUGGAACAAAAUCAUCCAGGAAGUGCGGCGUGCCAAGGAAAAGAAUGACAAGCAGAAAGCUCUCGCUGAACAGAUUGCCUCUUUGAACGAGAAGAUUGGACGAGAAGGGAACAAACCAACGCUUGCAGAAAUCGGCCAGCUCGACGGCUGGUACCGCCAGAUUGUCAAGCUAAGCGAUGAAGAAAAAGCGAUCUUGCAAGAAGAUCCCAGCGACGUAAUCAAGAACCUGGGUCUACUGACAGCGCUGCGGUCGGCAUCGGAAGCCGAGACAACGGCCAGUCGGGCAGCGUCUCUUCCCAAGUCCAGUAAGCCAAGCAUUGUUGCCAGGGAUGGCGCUGCUGUCCAUGCUGCCGCAGCAUCUAAUUCUGCUCUGUCAGACAAGCUCAACCGAGUCAAAGGCAGCACACAGCGGAGUUCCAGCGUGUCGAGUUCCGGCCAUGCCCGCGAGUCCCGCGAUGCAGUCUCAGUCAAGGUCGAAGAGGGCGCCGAGGGGGUCAAGGGAACCGUCGCCGAACGCAGUGGUCAAUUUGUCGUCGGCGCAGAGGUUGUCUAUAAACACAGAAACAAGCAGGGUGUCGAGGGCGAGGGCAUCCAAUGCAUUAUCAAGAGCAUCUCGGGGGAUGGGACCAAGAAGCGGUACGACGUCCAGGACCCAGAGCCUAAUGAGAACGGCGAGCCAGGGGCCAUAUACAAGUCAUCGGCAAGCUACUUGAUCCCAAUCCCGCAGAUAGGCUCACCGCUACCGUCUUUCACCGUUGGAAAGCAGGUCCUCGCGCGGUACCCCGACACAACGACGUUUUACCGUGCAGAAGUCAAGGGCACAGCAAAGAAGGAGACCUACCGCUUGAGGUUUGAAGGCGAAGAAGACGAGAAGGAAAUGGACGUGGACCGACGAUUUGUCCUCGACACCACCGCUUCAAUUGACCCGUCUCUUUUGCUCUCCAUCGUUGCCGACUCGGCCAUUAUGGCGGGGAAAUCGUCUCCGUUCAUUGCGCCGCAACCUCUGCGAUCCAGCGCGCCGAUUGACAACUUCGGUCUGGACAACACAGCAGUAGACAAGGCGCCUUCUUCUGCGGCAGAAUCAGAUUCACACCGGAUUUCAGACCAUCGCGAUAUUCUGCGCAGGACGCUGGAUAAUAAUAAUGACACCAACAACGCCACCACCACGCCGGCACUCCCGGAAUCCAUUAUAUCGCCGGCCUUCACGCCGCCAUCCACACCGGGAGGAACGGUUAUCGUGCCAGAACAACGACAACUAAAUGCGCAAGAUGUGUCGCAGAAGAUUUCGCACGCAACAAAGGGACCUAAAUUACUACAGAAGCUGCCACAUGUAGAAUGUGUUGUUCGCGCACGCAUCCCCACGACGACCGGUGCGGAGAUGUUUUUGCAUCUGUACCAAAACGAUGCCGACAACAAAGAGCAUCUGGCGAUUGUGUUUGGGAACCAUAUUCGAUCAACGAGUCUGGACCGCGUGCAGGAAGGCGAGACCGAGAUGGAUCGCAUGAUUCGGGGCGCGUAUGUGGGAAGAUUACAUCCGGGGCGAGUCAGCAGUCGACUCGAUGAAGGUACCUCUUCGCCAAAUGCCUCAAAUGAUUUGUUGGGUGGAGGACAGCGACAGGCGCCUCUUGUUCGGAUUCAUUCUGAAUGCUACACGGGCGAAACCGCCUGGUCGGCACGAUGCGACUGUGGCGAGCAGCUCGAUGAGGCUGCGCGGCUAAUGUCCAUGGCGUCAGAACCUGUGCCUGAGCAGCUUCAUGGUGAAGAUGAAGAAGAGGUGGUGGUAGUAGAAGAAGGAGGCCCUGUCUCUCCAGACCAUGUUUCCGACGACGGGCCCGGCGGCGUGAUCAUCUACCUGCGCCAAGAGGGCCGCGGUAUCGGCCUGGGGGAAAAGCUCAAGGCAUACAACCUGCAGGACCUGGGGUCUGACACGGUAGAAGCCAACCUGCUGCUACGACAUCCGGCUGAUGCGCGGAGCUAUGGACUGGCCACGGCCAUGCUCGCAGAUCUCGGCCUGGGCGUGGACGCAUAUCCGGAGGGAAUCCGCUUGCUCACCAACAACCCAGACAAGGUUCGUGCAGUCGAGGGCCCCAACCGCGAGGUCCGUGUCAAGGAGCGGGUUGCCAUGGUGCCGAUUGCCUGGCGAACUGGCGGACAAAAAGGUAUUCGAAGUACGGAAAUCGAGGGUUAUUUGCAGACAAAGAUUGGAAAGAUGGGCCACAUGAUCCGAUAG
Messenger RNA from Talaromyces rugulosus, 2304 nucleotides. RefSeq lists its product as uncharacterized. NCBI's taxonomy places the organism in Eukaryota, Fungi, Ascomycota, Eurotiomycetes, Eurotiales, Trichocomaceae. The coding region runs from base 1 to 2304 and encodes 767 amino acids. The record is from RefSeq and is a predicted model, not a curated record. Gene Ontology annotation, molecular function: GTP cyclohydrolase II activity. Gene Ontology annotation, biological process: riboflavin biosynthetic process. The transcript is spliced from 5 exons.